Molecule: messenger RNA, 384 nt
Organism: Monoraphidium neglectum
Lineage: Eukaryota; Viridiplantae; Chlorophyta; Chlorophyceae; Sphaeropleales; Selenastraceae
Exons: 4
Coding region: 1-384 (127 amino acids)
Source: RefSeq, a predicted model, not a curated record
AUGAAGGCCUCAACUGCCGCCGUGGCCCUCGUGGCCCUCCUGGCCAUCUCCUGCAUUGCGGAGGCUGCUGCCAACCGCCAGCUGAUGCAGCCUAAGCCGGCCCCGAAGAUCGGGUUCUGCCGCACCAGCGCCUAUACUGUGGACUGCACGAAGACUGAGGGCAUCAAGCGCAAGAUGUUCGCUAUCUGUGGCAAGGGUGUCAUCCGCGCUGUUGGCAAGUACGUCCCUAACCGCAACGGCUGCGCGUGCUCAGUGGUUCAGAAGGUCGACACCUCCGAUGCGUGGGAUGCGUUCCAGGCCUGCCAGGAGACCAAGGGCAAGGAUGACUUUGCGCUUCUGCAGAACACCCGCUGCAAGGCUGGGCAGGCCAAGGGCCCCUGCUAG